GCACCUGACCUCUUGGACCCCAAAUCUGCCACUCAGAACUCCAAGCCACGGCUGUCGUUUUCUACCAAGCCCACUGUACUUGCUUCACGGGAGGAAAGUGAUACAACUAUUAAUGUGAUGAAAUGGAAGACAGUAUCAACCAUUUUUCUAGUGGUGGUUUUGUAUUUAAUUAUUGGAGCUACUGUAUUCAAAGCCCUGGAGCAGCCACAUGAAACCAGCCAGAGAACAACUAUUGUGAUCCAGAAGCAAAUGUUUGUGUCACAGCAUGCCUGUGUGAAUGACACCGAACUUGAAGAUCUAAUUCAGCAAGUUGUGGCAGCAAUAACUGCAGGAGUCAAUCCUAAAGGAAAUAUGCCAAGUCAAGUCAGUCACUGGGAUUUGGGAAGUUCCUUCUUCUUUGCGGGGACUGUUAUUACCACCAUAGGAUUUGGGAACAUCUCACCACGUACAGAAGGUGGAAAAAUAUUCUGUAUCAUCUAUGCCUUACUGGGAAUCCCACUCUUUGGUUUUCUGUUGGCCGGAGUUGGAGAUCAACUAGGGACCAUAUUUGGGAAAGGGAUCGCCAGAGUAGAAGACACAUUUGUUAAAUGGAAUGUGAGUCAGACAAAGAUCCGCAUAAUAUCAACAAUAAUAUUCAUACUGUUUGGCUGUGUUCUGUUUGUUGCUCUUCCGGCAGUCAUUUUCAAGCACAUAGAAGGCUGGAAUACAUUAGAUGCAAUUUAUUUUGUAGUUAUUACCUUAACAACAAUUGGAUUUGGUGAUUAUGUUGCAGGGGGAUCAGAUAUUGAAUAUUUUGACUUUUACAAACCAGUUGUGUGGUUCUGGAUUCUGGUGGGUCUUGCAUAUUUUGCUGCUGUCUUGAGCAUGAUUGGUGAUUGGCUAAGAGUUAUAUCCAAAAAGACCAAGGAAGAGGUGGGAGAGUUCAGAGCUCAUGCAGCCGAGUGGACAGCCAAUGUUACCGCAGAGUUCAAAGAAACCCGGAGGCGCCUGAGUGUUGAGAUCUAUGACAAAUUCCAGCGGGCUACCUCCAUCAAAAGAAAGCUCUCUGCAGAAAUGGCAGUGAAUCACAGCCAAGACCUGACUCCUUGCAAAAGAACCUUGUCUGUCAACCACCUCACCAGCGAGAAAGAUAUCUUGCCUGCCAUCACAAAGACAGAUAGCAUUUAUAUGAAUGGCUUGACUCCUCACUGUGCAGCGGAAGAAAUUGCUGUGAUUGAGAACAUUAAGUAG
This is a messenger RNA of Thamnophis elegans (Western terrestrial garter snake), 1230 nucleotides long. It is a transcript of the gene KCNK2, whose product is annotated as potassium two pore domain channel subfamily K member 2. The transcript has 6 exons. Gene Ontology annotation, cellular component: membrane. Gene Ontology annotation, biological process: stabilization of membrane potential; potassium ion transmembrane transport. Gene Ontology annotation, molecular function: outward rectifier potassium channel activity; potassium ion leak channel activity. The record is from RefSeq and is a predicted model, not a curated record. Lineage: Eukaryota; Metazoa; Chordata; Lepidosauria; Squamata; Natricidae. The coding region runs from base 118 to 1230 and encodes 370 amino acids.